GCGUGGGGUGGGGUCGGUGGUCCAUGAGCAGUUGUCCAGCUUCGAUUGGUUGGCAAAAAUCCGAAUCUUCACAGCGACCCAAAAAAAAAAAAAAAACUAGGCACGCCGUCCCUGUUCGAGAUUCAAAUUUCGAAUGACGUCACUUGGGUGGGGACGGUUCGUCGUGGUGCUGUGGCGGCUGGUGGAGGACAUCGUAAAGGAGGCUCCUUCCACAACGUGUCGGGGGGGGUCGGCGUGGGUGCUGACUGCGGCCAGGCAAGGAAGACGUCGGUGGAGAAGACGUAAUCACAGCAGUCGCUCGAGGGGGGGGGGGGGGGGGGGGGAGAUUGCAUCGGCCGUCGUCAGGGGAGGAGUUGCCGUCACGCCAGUUGUCGGGAGAGGAGACGCCAUCGUCGCAGUCAUCGGGGCGACUGACAACGGCGGAGGGGACGACAGUGGCAGCGGCGGUUACUGCAGUCCUCUUUCGUUGUUAGAUGGAGAGGACGGCGGGGGGGAGAAUGAAAGCGCGGAUCCGUCCGAGGAGGAGGAAGGUCAAGCAGUGCACAGCACUGGAAGGCCUUGGGUUGGACACCUCCGCCAUCUGCGAUGCCGUCAAUCACGUGUGCUGCGCCUUGGGUUGCAGAGCUCUUCCCAGAGCAACGUCGAGAUGGUGGAUGAAAAGGAGGACGGGUGGACGUGCGAGGAUCUGCGGCAAUGCGACGACGCGAUGGAGGACUACUUUCGGGACAAGCUGCGCAUGUCGCCACGUGUCUUCCGGGAGAUUGUGGAAGCUCUCUUGCCGUUGCUGCAGCGCCGUGUGACAUUCUACAGGGAGCCGCUGCAGCCAGAUCAGAUCGUCCCGUACGUGUUGUACAGGUGGGCGUCGGGGGAGACGUACGAGAGCAGCACAUGUAACUUUGGUAUCAGCAGAGCAUCAGGUUUGGUGGUUGUGAGGGACGUCGUCGUCGAACUGGACUUGCGUGUGCUGGAUGUCUUUGUCGGCUAUCCUGGGAGCUGCCCCGAUGUCAGUAUUCACCUGUCUAGUUUAUGGGCGCGUGCAGAGGCUGGCGAACUUUUCACAGGACCGCCUGUGAUGCUGCCAUUCGGCGUCCCAACAAACGGCUUCCUGCUGGGCAACAAUGGUUACCCACCAUCGGAAUGGAUAGUCGUUCCUUACGGCACCACUACUCGUCACCCGUCGAAGACGCGAUUUGACAAUCAGAAGACCGCGAGGGGGGCAGUUGAGAGGGCUUUCGACAGACUGAAGGGGAUGUGGAGGUUGUUCCUGCAGUCGCACAAGACGAACAUGGAGACGUUGCCGCAACAGUUUGUGGUUGUGUGCAUUUUCCACAACCUGCUCAUCGAGGCCGACAUCCCAUUUGAUGACAAUCUGUUGUGGGAGGUGGAUGCGAACGGAGUGCGUCGUCGUGAGGAUCUUUGGAAUCCAGUGUCCCUUGAGGCCGUCGUGCAUGGAGAGCUUGAUGCGGGGUCAGUGCCGAACCAUUCCAGCUUUUUUGCGGCCAUCGAUGAUGGAAAAGUGGCGUCAUGGGUGAACGUGAUCCCACAGUCGGCCCAGUUUGGGAUGCACAGAGGUGGAUCCGCCAAUGUCAUGGCGAGUUUCCCCAUCCUCUCCGUCACGACGGUGGCUGCCUGAAGGAUAUGGCGACGAGCAUCGAAACACCGAUGCAUGGCCGCCACACUUUGUGGUGAGCCGCACGAACAACAACACAUCGAAAUGGGAACACAGAUUGUCCCACUCAUCUUCAUGACCUUACGCUACUGCUCCCACAGCUGCAACCACCCUUCAACAAGUCCACCAACCUGAGAGCCGCCAGACAUGCCCCGCCCCACAGCAAUACCCUCAGCAACAUCUCGCCCAAUAAAACUCAUGACGACCAUUUCACCGAUUUAUUCACGGAAAGGUAUUUUUCUCUGUGGCUCCCCAAAACACCCUAUUGCUUCRUUAGAACAACAAAACAUCAUAUCUACAAUGAAGAGGACAUUUCUGCAGAUCACCAUCCACUCUAUGCAUCAUCUCUGCAGUCAAAGGGGAGGGUGAGGGACUGCUCGUGCUCCUGUUCUCAACAUCUACAAAAUCCCCACAUACAAAAGCAAGCGCUUCUGGUGGAAGUCUAUCCCAUCCAGAACSCCACGCUUUUGCACAGCCUGUCCGUACAAAACCCAGAGCCCAACCUCCCCCCCACAUAUCCUAUAAAACCUAUUCCUAUCCAAUCAAUCUGUCCAGCUGUG
Chara braunii is the source of this 2229-nucleotide messenger RNA. The record is from the annotation of a GenBank genome assembly. NCBI's taxonomy places the organism in Eukaryota, Viridiplantae, Streptophyta, Charophyceae, Charales, Characeae.